AUGGGUGCUAAAGUCGGAUUCGCUGCCAGCGCGCGUCAGUUCUUUCUCGGUGGGGAGGCUACAUCCAAGGAGGAGAGGAAACUUGUCAGGAAAUUAGAUUUCUUCAUUCUUGUCCGUAACCUACAUACUGUUGUUUCAGUUACUUUUUCAACUUCCUUGGUUGCUGGUCUUCGCGAGUCGCUCAACAUGAGUGGCCACGAUUACAACAACGUUCUUUCUCUCACGACUGCUGGAAUGGCCAUCGGUCAACUGCCCAACGGUAUCAUCAUCCAACGAGUCAAGCCUCGCAUAUGGCUACCUUCGAUGGUCGUUUUCUGGGCCGCAAUGACAAUGCUGAGUGCUGCUGUCACCAAAGUCACCCAACUCCUUGUCAUCCGGUUCUUCCUCGGUCUCGCCGAAGCGAGCACAUACUCUGGUGCCAUGUACAUCAUCGGAGCAUGGUACAAGCCUGAAGAAAUCCAGAAGCGAACUGCCCUUUUUGGCGUAUCUGGACAGAUCGGUACCAUGUUUGCUGGUGUUAUGAUGACGGCUAUCCACAAGGGUAUGAGAGGAAUGGCUGGACUGCAAGGUUGGCAAUGGGUUUUCAUCAUCGAUGGCAUUAUCACACUCCCCAUUGCUGUCUUUGGCUUCCUUUAUUUCCCUGAUACGCCUGAGAAUACCAAUGCCAGUUAUUUGUCUGAGUCGGAACGAAAGCUUGCCCUUUCCAGAGUGCCUAGAAUCGCCGAGGGAGGCCAUAACAUUAUGCCCAUGUCACUUCUCAAGAGAGUUUUCUUGACCCCCAUGUUCUGGAUUCUUUUCUUCUGGUCUCCCGUCUGCGCCAGCACCGAAGGAUUCCCUUUCCAGAACAGCUUCCUCCUCUGGCUCAAGUACUACAACGACAAGUUCUCUCAGACCCAGAUCAACACGUACCCUCUCGGUGUCCAAGCUGUUGGUAUCUUGGCAAACAUGGUUGCCGCAUGGUACAUGGACGCUACCGGGCAGCGUGUCCCAAUGGCCAUCGCCUGUGUCAUCCUACAGAUCGUCGUAGGAUCCAUGCUUCUAGUCAAGAACCUGUCUAUGGGUGCAACCAUGUUUGCCUUUUACCUUGCUGGUUCUGCCUACAUGGUGAACCCGCUCAUUUUCGGCUGGGCAAACAUUAUUCUGCAGCGAACAGGUGAUGACGCCCUGCGAAGUAUCACACUCUACUGCAUGAAUAUUGGUUCCAUGUCGAUGUGGACCUUCUGGGGUAUUAUUUUUUAUAGUGCUGCAGAUGCUCCGUACUGGAAGAAGGGCUCUAUUGCUCUUCUCGGUGGCUGCGGUGUGAUGUUUUGCUACAUGUGGCUCGUUGUUUACGUUGAUAGAAAGACAAUGAAGAAGCAUGGGGAUGGAAUGGGCGAUAACACGGAAGAGCCUCUAGAGGUUGCCGAGGAUGAGAAGAAGCCCGACACCCCAGUGGUGACGGAGAAGCAGACCAGCACAUAG
This is a messenger RNA of Fusarium graminearum PH-1, 1461 nucleotides long. RefSeq lists its product as uncharacterized. Lineage: Eukaryota; Fungi; Ascomycota; Sordariomycetes; Hypocreales; Nectriaceae. Gene Ontology annotation, biological process: pantothenate import across plasma membrane. The transcript is spliced from 10 exons. The coding region runs from base 1 to 1461 and encodes 486 amino acids. Gene Ontology annotation, molecular function: pantothenate transmembrane transporter activity. The record is from RefSeq and is a predicted model, not a curated record. Gene Ontology annotation, cellular component: plasma membrane.